CUGCGCAGUACGUUUUCAUUACGAUAUUCCGUGUGGCAAGGUUUUCGAAAAAAUGGCACAUAUCGGUGUGAAAGUCAUUCUGGUGAUUGCGACGUGCAUUUCCUCGACUGUGUGCGACACACAGACCCAAACCCAUGCGUCAAAGGCGACCGAAGAUAGUCCAGAACUGUACGGCAAGGCCCCUAACAUCCACUGCUCCUGUAACUGCGCGGUGCCCGCCCAAACCGACCGCCAAACCUGCGACAGUGUGGGCCGCAUGCAGUCGGACCUGCACGCACUCCUGGCGUGGAAAGGCGCCGCUACCAACCUCCUCCAUCACCUCAAGAACUCCUUACAGAUGGUGAACAAAAGUCUGGACGAUCUCUUGAAGAAAGGGUGUUCUCCAGAAUCGUCGCUAGUUGAAGACAUCAUCGCGACGCACGUGAAGACUAUUGUUCUUGAGGAAAUAGAUCACAGGAUACGAGAGGCGACUGAACAUGUGAUUUUUCGGGUUAAAGGUCCGGAUCCACUGGGGGUCGAGUCGGGGCAGAUUCCGGACACUCAGAUCAGCGCGUCGUCAGAAGUCAACAGCGGCCACGGACCGAGGAGGGCCCGUCUGUACGCUGUAAAUGAUGGGGACGGCACGGGGGCGUGGUGCGCUAAACACAAUGACGGCAACCAGUGGCUUCAGGUGGACCUACGAAAGCCUACCGAGAUACAGGGUGUGGUCACACAGGGUCGCUUCGGUCAUCAACAGUGGGUGGAAACUUACAAACUACAAUUUGGUACUGACGGGGACAACUGGUGGCCUUACACCGAUGCCUCUGGUCGACAGAAGGUGUUCCAAGGCAACGUCGACUCCAACACGCCACAGCGUCACCUGUUGGCUGAUCCGGUCACUGCACGCUACGUCCGAUUCCGAAUCCUGACGUGGAACAACCACAUCUGUAUGCGGAUGGAAGUACUGGGGAAUUACAACUAA
Messenger RNA from Branchiostoma floridae (Florida lancelet), 961 nucleotides. Its product is annotated as adipocyte enhancer-binding protein 1-like. Lineage: Eukaryota; Metazoa; Chordata; Leptocardii; Amphioxiformes; Branchiostomatidae. Bases 53 to 961 code for a protein of 302 amino acids. The transcript has 4 exons. The record is from RefSeq and is a predicted model, not a curated record.